This is a messenger RNA of Vitis riparia (riverbank grape), 660 nucleotides long. RefSeq names its product senescence-induced receptor-like serine/threonine-protein kinase. The transcript is spliced from 3 exons. Gene Ontology annotation, molecular function: protein kinase activity; ATP binding. Lineage: Eukaryota; Viridiplantae; Streptophyta; Magnoliopsida; Vitales; Vitaceae. Bases 1 to 660 code for a protein of 219 amino acids. The record is from RefSeq and is a predicted model, not a curated record. Gene Ontology annotation, biological process: protein phosphorylation.
AUGAUUUCAGAUAAGGAGGAAGCUGUCUUGAGUUGGAAACAAAGAGUUGGAAUAGCACUUGAUGCAGCAGAAGGACUGGAGUAUUUACAUAAUGGUUGCAAGCCACCUAUAAUCCACAGAGACAUUAAAACUGACAACAUACUACUAAAUGAAAAAUUAGAAGCCAAAGUUGCAGAUUUUGGGUGGUCUAGAAGUAUGCCCGUUGAAGGCCAAACUCAUGUAUCAACUAGGAUUGUUGGCACAGAAGGCUACUUUGACCCUGAGUAUCAGGAAACUUCAAGGUUAACCGAGAAAAGCGACGUUUAUAGUUUUGGGAUUGUUCUAUUGGAACUUAUUUCAGGCCAGCCUGCAAUCAUAAAGAGCAGUGAGAGCAGUACUAUUCACAUAGUCCAAUGGGUUCGUCCCCUUCUUGAAAUGGGAGACAUCGGGGGUAUUGUGGAUCCAAGGUUAAAUGAAGACUUUGACACAAAUUCUGCCUGGAAGGCUGUAGAGACAGCAAUAGGUUGUGUAGUACACAGCUCCAGUGAAAGGCCAACCAUGAGUGAUGUAGUAGCCAAAUUAAAAGAGUGCAUGAGUUAUAUGGAAACAACAACUGCUAAUAUGGAAGAGGAUUCUGGUUCUAUUAUUACUGAAGCUGCAAUGUCUCCCCAAGCAAGGUAG